Messenger RNA from Folsomia candida, 3086 nucleotides. Its product is annotated as zinc finger protein 287. The record is from RefSeq and is a predicted model, not a curated record. Gene Ontology annotation, biological process: regulation of transcription by RNA polymerase II. NCBI's taxonomy places the organism in Eukaryota, Metazoa, Arthropoda, Collembola, Entomobryomorpha, Isotomidae. The transcript is spliced from 8 exons. Gene Ontology annotation, cellular component: nucleus. The coding region runs from base 379 to 2877 and encodes 832 amino acids. Gene Ontology annotation, molecular function: DNA-binding transcription factor activity, RNA polymerase II-specific; RNA polymerase II transcription regulatory region sequence-specific DNA binding.
AAUCUCACUUUCCUUUACUUUACAAAAAAUUUGCAUGUGAUGAUGAAUUUUAUCCUAAUUUUUAUUUUUAUUUUAAUUCUUGAAACAAACAUAAACAAAUAAUCGAUAAUCAAAUUAAAAACGUUUAGAAUUAAGAAUUUAUCUAAUAUUUGAUAGCAUGGAAGUCUGUUUCUGGUGAUCGUUUUGAAUAUAAGUAAUUUAUAGUGGAGACUUUUUGAACAAAUUUUUAUUUGGGGUUUUUUAGAUUAAAAAUUUUAAUACUGCUGGUGCAUUCCAAAAAUAUAUCGGGGUUGUUUCAUUUGACUCAUUUCAUGUUCAGUUUUGGUAAUUGCAAAGUCUGCAAGAAGUGGAGCUAAUCCCUGAACCUUUUCGCCAAGAAUGGAACCACUAGAAACUCAACCAUCUGCUUCGCGAGAAGUGGGUAAUAGCCCUUCAAAGCAAAAGGGCAGCAAUAAAAAAGAUAGGACUAGAAGUUCUACCAAAAAAGACAAAGAAUUGAGCGACGAACUACCCAUCGCCUUUUCUGUUGAGCCGGAGAUUAUUAAAGAAGAAAAUGAAGAAGAAAUUCCACCCCCAGAAAUAUUGCGAUGCCUCGUCUGCUACAGCUUUAUUGAUGAGGAUAACAUAAAAUCUCUCGUCAAUUAUACGACUGGGAAGCAAAUGUACAAAGUGUUAAAUGUAAAGCUGAAAAAGCAAGAUGAACAAGAUAUGCUCGCUUUUAAACCACCAAUUUGUCCAAUUUGUUGCGAAAUUGUGGACAAAGUUAAUGAAUUUUUGGCCCGGUUGGAAGAGCUAGAGAAAUCAAUGAGUGAAUUAAGGGAACAAUUGCUUAGCAAAUUGAUGACUAGUGCCGAAGACCCUGAAGCUGAAGACGGAAUGGCAUUUAAGAAUAAUACAAUGUUAAACGUGGAGAUGAUUAGGAAUGAUGUCUUAUCAAGUAUCAGAAAUCACACAGCGAAAAAGAAGACAGGCCGACCUCCCAGUAAAAAGAGUGGAAUUCCUUCCAAAGACGAAUCGUAUAUUUUGCCAGAUAACCCAUUUGUCUUAACUGAAAACCUUUCCGAGGCAAAUGAAGUGAAGACGUCAAAAACCGGACGCGUCAUCAAACCUCCCAAACGACUCAUGAUGCUGUGUUCCACACUUGUUGAGAGAAAGGAAAACGAUGAAGAAAUAAUUAAAUUACAGCAAUCUGAUAACGAAAGUGAUGAUGAAAAUUAUAUGGUACCAGAUCCAGACUGGUUUCCGGAGAGUGGAAAAAAUGAGGAUGGAAUAGAAGAACAUGGCGACGACGAAGCGACGUACAACGACGAUGAUGAUGACGACGACGAAGAGGAUGCUGAUUACGAAAUUGACGAAGCACCAAUAACCACUAGAAAGCGACGCAAGAAAUCAAUUCCUCCCUCAAAAAGAAAAUCCAAAAAACGUAAAAUAGUAGUGACAAAAACUAAAAAAGAUCUCGCACCGCCACCGGUUAAGAGGAGAAGAAGGAGAAAGAAUGACAAUCCUCAAGUUAACACGAUUUCAAUCAAAGUCGUACUCCCCAGUGGAGAGGAAGUAUUGGGAUGCUAUGUCAAAGAUGAAACUGAUGACAAUAAAAUCACACCGGGCAGCGUGAUCCCACAAUCUGACAAUUUACCUGGAGUUAGAAUUAUAUGCCCCGAAAAUAGAUGCAAUAAAAUGUUUCGAUUCGUCGAUAAGAUGCACAUGCAUGUGAAGAAAGUUCACCAAGGAAUAUCCGAUCCGUUCGAUUGCCCGAUUUGUCGAAGAGGUUUUCCAUCCAUGCGCUAUUUGAAGAUUCAUGUGAAGCAACAUGGCGAAAAUAUUCCUGACUGGUUGAAAGAUCCUAAACGAAUAUAUUCAUGCACUUUUGAAAAUUGUCUGCAACAAUGCAAAAGUCGGAACGACCUGAGUAUCCACAUUCGGUUGAACCAUACGCAUGAGAAGCCAUUUACUUGUGAUGUUUGCCAAAUGGGAUUUGUCAGUCUUCCCAAAAAAGAGAGUCACAUUGAGACAAAUCACCCCGAAGUUACUCCGUUGAAAUGUAGUAUGUGUCCAAGAGGAUUUUUUCGCGAAUAUCGGCUCAACGCUCAUAAGAGAUUCCAUACUGGCGAGAGAUCUUAUCUCUGCGAAAUAUGCAGUAAAUCCUUUUCUCAACAAUCCUACUUGAAAUACCACCAAACCAAACAUAAAGAGUUGGACCUUGAGCCCUAUAAAUGCCCCCAAUGCGACAAGACGUUUGCCACUCCAAUCAAUCUUCGAAUCCACGAGAGGACCCAACAUUACAACGAGUAUCGAUUUCAUUGCGAAGUUUGUAAUCAUGGGGCCGAUCACAAGAGUCAUUUGCGCCUCCACAUGCUCACCCAUUCGGGCGAACGACCCCAUGCUUGCGACGUCUGUAAAAAAACGUUCACGAGAGCAUCCCAGCUCACGAUUCAUAAGAGAUCCCAUACAGGCGAAAGACCAUAUUCCUGCGGAACUUGCGAUAAAACAUUUACCAACUCGAGUAAAUUACGCCGUCAUGAAAUCAUCCACUCGCAAGUAAAGCCUCAUAUUUGCAAAUUUUGCGACAAAGGAUUUUCUCAGAUGACCAAUCUAAACUCUCAUAUCAAAUCUACUCACCGUAAAAUAACCGAGAAACCUGAGAAGCCUGCUGUCAAGAAAGAAGAUGAAACUGACAACAAUAAGGAGCUCGUCAUAGUUGAAUCUCUUUCUUCACAAGAUAACCCCGACCAGACCGUUUAUCACCAAUCUCAAGUCUUUGGAAUUCACGAGUCUCCUAAUUUUACAAAUAUUCCGAUUCAGUUCCAAGUUGUGGGGGAGGCUGGGCUAGAGGGGGACGGGUCAUAUGCAGAGUUUAUUAUAGUCAAUCAAAUCUAGUAGAAUUUAGCCAAUUUUAUAUUGAAACAGUUGCAUGUAUUUAGUAGUUUUUUUUAAAUAGAUACGCAGAAAUAAUUAUUCAUAUCAUAUCAUAAUGUCGAAACUUUUGGUUGUAUUUAAAUCCAUUAUAGACAAGUUGCCAAAUUGCUGUUGAGUUUUAUCAUAUUUGCCACAAUUCGAAUUCCAAGAAUAAAUCCGUUAACAUUUUA